UUUUUUUUUUAUUAUUUUACAUUUAUACGAUGAAAUUUCCUGGAGAGCUAUUUACUUAUGACGAGGAAGAUCGUUUAACGGCUUUUGAGUGCGGCUCAAUUGACAGAGAUAAAGUAGUUGUAUUUAUUGGAGGAUUAGGUGAUGGAUACAAUGCUGUACCUUUCCUUGAGCCUCUGUUUGAAACAGUUCUCGAUAAAAAAGGUUGGUCCCUUAUUCAGGUUCAACUAAGUUCAAGUUAUCAAGGAUAUGGCAUAAAUAAUUUACAAACGGACGUUGAAGAGCUUGAUAAGCUUGUUUAUCAUUUGAAAACAUAUCGUGGAAAGAAAACCAUUGUACUUCUUGGGCAUUCAACAGGCAGCCAAGAUUGCUAUUGGCAUAACAAGUAUGGGAAAACAAAUCAAGAUAUAGCCAGUUAUAUUUUACAAGCUCCCGUAUCUGAUCGAGAAUAUUUUCAAGCCAAUCUAGAAAACUUUCAAUUUUAUGUCGAUAUGGCUAUCAACUAUAGAAGAGAAGGUAAAGGAGAAGAAUUACUGCCUAGAGAUAGUCUUUUUGGAACACCUAUCACUGCUAAUCGUUUUUACUCACUCACUGUUAAAGGAGGUGAUGAUGACGUGUUUUCGACUGAUUUAUCUGAUGAAGAAAUCAAGAAACUCUAUGAAAACGUGAAUAGACCUAUAUGCUGGAUUUAUUCCGAAAACGAUGAAUUUUAUGUUAACAAAGUUGAAAAGCAAUCAGAUGUUAUGCAGAGAUUUCAAAAUAUAUGCUCUGCUAUUAAAGAGACUCACAUUAUUCCCAAUGGUGAUCAUUCAAUUACUAGAAAAGAUUCACAAAUUGCUUUUUGUAAAGUAAUUGAUGAUUUUUUAAAUAAAUAUUGAAAAUGGAGUUUGAAUUGCAUACACAUAGUAGACCUUAUUUUAU
Messenger RNA from Cokeromyces recurvatus, 918 nucleotides. RefSeq lists its product as uncharacterized. The coding region runs from base 30 to 875 and encodes 281 amino acids. The transcript is spliced from 3 exons. Lineage: Eukaryota; Fungi; Mucoromycota; Mucoromycetes; Mucorales; Mucoraceae. The record is from RefSeq and is a predicted model, not a curated record.